AUGAAGACAAGCUCCUAUAGAUCUAGAGUAGACGCAUCUAAAUCUGAUGAUUUGGAUAAUAAAAACACUCAAAAUCUGAUCUAACUAACCUCUUAGGUAGAGAGACUUACUCAAGUAUUAUAUAUGAAGAAUAAUGAAGUAGAGAUGUUGAGACAGUAACUUGAUCUUUAAAAAUCGUCUGCAAAUCCUAAGGAGAUUGAAAAUUUGAUAACUACAGUUGAAGAACAAACUAAGGAGAUCGAGAGAUGGGCAGAAAAAUACAAAAAAUUACAAUUACAAACUUAGUAAUUGGAGCUUAAGAAUACUGAUUUAGAGAAAGUGGUUAGUUUGCUAUAAAAUAGUACAAGUAGCUCAUAGUACAUCAAAUCUAACGAUAUUUAAUAAUCAUCUUAGAGGGAUACCUAAUCCAAAAGAAUCUAUUAAAGUAACAUCAGAAAAGUGGAUGACUUGUCCUUGAAUGAAGAUUUGAACUACAUUAACACUCAAAAUCCUUAGAAGAAAUAAGAUGAAAUAAAUCAAUUAAAAUUAUAGCUUUCCUAAUUGUAACAGGAACUUCUAAACGAGAAACAAUUGCAUAGAGAAUUAAUUUCUGCAGAGGAAUCUAGAAUUAGAGAGCAAGAAAGAAGAGCAUUGAAUCAAUACAAAUAGGACACGUAAAGAUAAUUGCUUUUAUAUCAAAACUAAAUUAAUGCUCUACAGAAUAUGUUAGAGAAUUCUCAAAAGAAAGAUGUCAAUAGGUCUUAAAUUAAAGAAAUAAACCAAUAAAUUCCUGAGAGAAGCAAAAGAGUAGUGAUGUACGAUGAAGAAGUCCAAAAUGUAUAACCAGUUACUAGAAAGUCAUCAUCAUCGAAGCCAUAGAAAGAAUAAGUCAGCCAAGUGAAACAAUAGAAAGUGAACCUUCUUCCCAUUUAUCCAUCUCAGACAUUUAGAGUAGCUCCUUUGGAGAACAACUCUUUUUCUUUAGAGGCUGCUCCUGAGGAAUCCCAGCUGAAUUCGAGCAAGAUUAAUUAAAUUUAAGAGCAAAUUAAUUAAACGAUGGCUCAAAUUGAAAAAUCAAUUAUACAGGUGGAUAUGAUGAAACAGACUAAUUAAGUGCAUUAGAAGAUAUUUCAAGAGUAAAUCUACUCUUCCACUUCUAAUCAUUAAACAAAUUCUUAACCUCCUCAACAUCAACCUAGUCCUAAAUACUCAGAUAAUUUGAAGUCUAUCUCUUACUUAGGCCAGUAAUCAAACAAUUUCAAUUAAUUUAAUCAAAGAUAGUAUUUUUGA
Molecule: messenger RNA, 1269 nt
Organism: Paramecium tetraurelia
Lineage: Eukaryota; Ciliophora; Oligohymenophorea; Peniculida; Parameciidae
Exons: 3
Source: RefSeq, a predicted model, not a curated record